This is a messenger RNA of Drosophila mojavensis, 5009 nucleotides long. RefSeq names its product serine/threonine-protein kinase N (gene Pkn). The record is from RefSeq and is a predicted model, not a curated record. Lineage: Eukaryota; Metazoa; Arthropoda; Insecta; Diptera; Drosophilidae. Gene Ontology annotation, molecular function: protein serine/threonine kinase activity; small GTPase binding; ATP binding. Bases 561 to 4643 code for a protein of 1360 amino acids. Gene Ontology annotation, biological process: protein phosphorylation; signal transduction. The transcript is spliced from 12 exons.
CACACUGGUUAUAUGCUCGAACGUCGUGUCGUCGCCGUUUUCUGUUUUUAACCAUUUCACAUUUUUUCGUUUAAAAAAACCCAAGUGUCGAUUUUAUUGCAUGCAACAAUUACUAGUACAACACUAAACACAAGCGUUAUGAUUUGAAUACAAAGUUUCUAUUCAAUAUCGAUAGCAAAUACCAGUAAGAGAGUGUGUGAGAGAGAGAGAGAGAGCGCGCGCUCGCUCGCUAUAAAAGCACAGUUGGAAGUGUGAACAGGCAAAGAUAUAUAUUACAUACAUAGACAACAGUGUUUUUUGGAGCAAAAGUAAACAAAACCCGAACGAAACGAAAGAACGCGACGUGCGUUGGUCGUCUGUCUGUGUGUGUGCGUGCAUAUGCGUAUUAAUAUUUACAUAUAUGAGUGUGUGUCGGUAUUAGUGUAUCUCUCAACUCUGACGCGGGCAACAACAAAACUGAUAUACUAAAUUCAGCAAACAACAAGAGCGCUUAACGAGUGAUUCAACAACAACAACAACAACAUUAGCAACAACAGUAGCAACAACUACAACACAAAAACAUGUCGGAUUCAUAUUAUCAGGGCGAAUAUAUAAAGCAUCCAGUUCUAUAUGAGCUCAGUCAUAAAUAUGGCUUCACAGAGAAUCUGCCCGAGAGCUGUAUGUCCAUACGGCUCGAGGAGAUCAAAGAGGCCAUACGCCGUGAGAUUCGCAAGGAGCUGAAGAUCAAAGAGGGCGCCGAAAAGUUACGCGAGGUGGCCAAGGAUCGUCGCUCGCUCAGCGAUGUUGCCGUUCUGGUCAAGAAGAGCAAAAGUAAAUUGGCCGAACUGAAAUCAGAGCUGCAGGAGCUCGAAAGUCAAAUACUGCUAACAUCGGCCAACACGGCGGUCAAUAGCAAUGGUCAAGAAUCGAUUGCCUUCAGCCUUGAUGGCAACGGCCCUGCCCAGCUGUCGGGCGCUGUCGGCGGCUUGGGCAUGAACAAUGCAAUGGCUGGCGGCGGUGCACCGGCUACGGCCAAUGACAAGGUGCUUGCCUCGCUGGAGAAGCAGCUGCAGAUCGAGAUGAAGGUGAAAACGGGCGCCGAGAAUAUGAUCCAAUCGCUGGGCAUUGGCUGCGACAAGAAACUGCUCGCCGAGGCACACCAGAUGCUGGCGGACUCCAAGGCCAAGAUUGAGUUCUUGCGCUUGCGCAUCAUCAAAGUCAAACAGAAUCGCGAGCAGGCCGAUCGCCUGAAGGCCGCGCGCCAGCUGACCGACGAGCAUGGCGCUCUGAUAGCGGGCAUGGGCUCUGGCAGCGGCAUUGGCUGCAUGCAGCCCCAGAGCCUGGAGACGACGCUGGAGGAGCGCAUCGAGGAGUUGCGUCAUCGGCUGCGCAUCGAGGCGGCUGUUGUGGAUGGAGCCAAGAAUGUCAUACGCACGCUGCAGACGAAUCGUGCGCCAGACAAGAAGGCGCUGCAGGAGGCACACGGCCGUCUGUCGGAAUCGUCGCGUAAACUUGAUCUCUUGCGCUACUCCUUGGAUCUGCGUCGCCAGGAGUUGCCCCCUGACUCGCCCACCGCCCAGCUGCUCAAGCAGGAGCUGCAAAUCGUGCAGCAAUCGACGUCGCCGGCGCCCGUGCAUUAUACAUCGCUGCAGUCGGGUCCGGGCGGGCUGCUUGGCGGGAAAUCGUAUCAGUCCGUGUCGUCGCUGGGCCGGUGUGCGAGCGUCACGGGCAAGCUGGAGGUGCGUCUGAUGGGCUGUCAGGAUCUGUUGGAGGAUGUGCCCGGUCGUUCGCGGCGUGACAAAGACAACAGCUCUAGUCCGGGCGAUUUGCGCAGCUUUGUUAAGGGCGUCACGUCACGCAGCAGCUCCAAGAGCUAUUCGGUCAAGGAUGAGACAUCGUUUGAGAUCAUGGCUGUCAUCAAGCUGGACAAUAUUACGGUGGGCCAGACCUCGUGGAAGCCAUGCUCGCAGCAGGCCUGGGACCAGCGUUUCUCCAUCGAUCUAGAUCGCUCCCGGGAGCUAGAGAUUGGCGUCUAUUGGCGUGACUGGCGUUCGCUGUGCGCCGUCAAGGUGCUGCGCCUCGAGGAGUUCAUUGACGAUGUGCGCCAUGGCAUGGCACUGCAGCUGGAGCCGCAGGGCCUGCUCUUCGCCGAGGUCAAGUUUCUGAAUCCGAUGAUCUCGCAGAAGCCGAAACUGCGACGCCAGCGCAUGAUCUUCAAUCGGCAGCAGGCGAAGAACAUCUCGCGUGCCAAGCAAAUGAACAUCAAUGUCGCCACCUGGGGACGCUUGCUCAAGCGCAAUGCGCCCAAUCAUGUGCAUUUGGGUGCGGGCAGCAAUGCGGCUGCCUCCACAACUUCGAUGGCUGUGGGACGCGGCUCCUCGCCGUUGCCCAGCGCCGCCUCGCGGGGCUCCGAGUCGCCCAUAUCGCGCACACCCUCCUCCGAUGCGCUGGCCGUCGAACCGGAACCCUAUUCGCCGGGCGAACAGGCACAGAAUAUGGAAUACGAUCCGGAUGCGGGCAUGCACGAGCAUGUGGAGACGCCCGGUGAAUAUCCGGAUCCUGCAGCCAGUGGGUUGAGUGGACUGCGUCCGCUCUCCAUGCACAUGCAGGGCAUCAGUGUGCUGCCACCCGAGACGCCGCCGCCGGCGUCGCAGCAACCAGGUGCCAGCAGCGCAGCUCAAGCCGGCGGCAGACCCAAUUCGCUCAGCCUACAGAUGCCUGGCAAAACGCCGCCGGGACGCACAGCCGCACCCACCACGGCACCACCGCCGCCGCCUGUGCUGAAGUCGGUGACACCUGUGCUCGACCAGGAGUUCCAGCAGCCGAGAUCGAUCGAGAAGCCAGCAGCCAGACAGUCGCCAGCUGCGCCAUCGGCGGUGGAGCAGCAAUUGCAUCGUCCCGUCCUGACGCUGCCGCCGGUGGUGCUCGUUGGCGGCGGGGCAAAUGAUGAGGAGCAGCCAAUGCUGGUCACUUGCUCCUCGUCAUCGCCGCUGGUUGAGUAUCCCGAGGAUGAUGAUGAGUAUUUGUACGGCGGCGGGCUGCAGCCUGGCUCCAGAUGCAGUUCCAGUGCCGGCGAUCGUUUCUGUGUGGAGGCCAAGAUCAAUGUUGUACAUAUAACCUUCGAACCCAUUGAGACAGCUGCAAUACCCAGCAGCAACAGCAACAGUAACAGCAACAACAACAACAACAACAACAACAACAACAACAACAGCAGCCUUAUAGAGCAGGCAGCCAUCGAGAGUGUUUUAAUAACUAAUGUAGAGUCUGUUCAAGAGCUCGAUGAGGUCAUACCGCAGCUAGGCAAGCUCUAUGUGGGCACUCAGCAGCAGCCGCAGUUGCCCUAUGCGGUGCAAUCAUCGCCCAUCAUACAGGAGCCACCGACGCCCACAAUUUAUGGCAAUAGCACCACUGCUGCACCACAAUUCCCGCAGCCGACGCAGCGACAAACACAGGACAAGCAGCAGCAGCAACAGCAGCAACAGCAACAGCAGCAGCAGCCGAUCUAUGCCAAUCAAUAUGAGCUGAAUGUGGCCAAGGCGACGACAGCGGGCGCAGCCGCCAGCAGCGGAGGCCGACGAAAUGUGGCACGUGGCUUGCAGUACCGUGAGCCGGCUGGCUACGAGGCGCUGCGUGCCACACAGCCACCACCCAAUCCCGGCAUGCUGUCCAUCGACAACUUCCGGCUGCUGAGCGUGCUCGGACGCGGACACUUCGGCAAGGUGAUAUUGUCGCAGCUGCGCAGCAACAAUCAGUACUAUGCGAUCAAGGCCCUGAAGAAGGGCGACAUCAUUGCCAGGGACGAGGUGGAGUCGCUGCUCAGCGAGAAGCGCAUCUUUGAGGUGGCCAAUGCGAUGCAUCAUCCGUUCUUAGUCAAUUUAUAUGCGUGCUUCCAAACGGAGCAACACGUGUGCUUUGUCAUGGAAUACGCCGCCGGCGGUGAUCUGAUGAUGCACAUCCAUACGGAUGUGUUCCUGGAGCCGCGCGCCGUGUUCUAUGCCGCCUGUGUGGUGCUGGGUCUGCAGUAUCUGCACGAGAAUAAGAUCAUCUAUCGUGAUCUGAAGCUGGACAAUUUGCUGCUCGAUACGGACGGCUAUGUGAAGAUCGCCGACUUUGGGCUGUGCAAGGAGGGCAUGGGCUUUGGCGAUCGCACGGGCACCUUCUGUGGCACACCAGAAUUUCUGGCACCCGAGGUGCUGACAGAGACGUCCUAUACACGCGCUGUCGACUGGUGGGGAUUGGGUGUGCUCAUAUUUGAGAUGCUCGUUGGAGAGUCUCCUUUCCCUGGCGACGAUGAGGAGGAGGUCUUCGACUCAAUUGUUAACGAUGAGGUGCGCUAUCCGCGCUUCCUCUCACUGGAGGCCAUUGCCGUUAUGCGACGGCUGCUGCGCAAGAAUCCGGAACGACGUCUGGGCUCAUCCGAGCGCGAUGCUGAGGAUGUCAAGAAGCAAGCGUUCUUCCGCUCCAUUGUUUGGGAUGAUCUGCUGCUGCGCAAAGUCAAGCCACCGUUUGUGCCAACCAUCAACCAUUUGGAAGAUGUCUCGAACUUUGAUGAGGAAUUCACGUCGGAGAAGGCGCAGCUGACGCCGCCAAAGGAGCCGCGACACUUGACCGAUGAGGAACAAUUGCUAUUCCAGGACUUUUCAUACACGGCCGACUGGUGUUAAAGCCAACCUCCAACCCAACUACAUUUAGUCUUAAAUUUGGCCCUGGGCCUAGCUCAGUUAAAUAAGUUGAAAACAAGAAAACAAAAUGCUUUUACACAUGAGAAACGAUUGAAUAUAUUAUAUACAUUUCUAUAUAUACAUAUAUACACCCAUAUAUAUAUGUAUAAAUUGUGAGAAACUUGUGCAUGAUUUUUGCUCAGAAGCAUUGACCAAAUUUGCCUAGAAUAUUCUACAUAAAUUGUAAACACCUGCAUCAAUCAUAAACAUAUACAUAUAUACAAUCAUAUUAUAUACAGAUAUACUUAUAUGGUUUACAUAUAUAUGUAUGAAUAUACUUAGUCUGGACAAGCACUUGGAAAGCCUUAA